AUGAACUUUGUUCAGCUAGCGUUGUUCUUCCCGCUUUUUCAAAUAAUCAAUGGCAACGCAACGAGUUCAAAGUCCUUGUGGGAUGAGGAGGAGGAGGAGGAGGAAGAAAAACCCAUACUCCGCAUCCACCAUAUCAACAUUUUCGGGGACUCUCGCUAUAUGAAAGCGUUGGCCAGCAUCGACCCAAGUCGCACCCAAUUCGAACUCACUGUAUCGCUUCGCCAAGAGUUGGGCAGCAAUUUCCUGACCUUCAACCUAAAACUGCGGGUGCGACCAACGGGCAGGGGAACCUUUGUGACCCUGCUCCAGAUGAGGGCCCUGGAUCUGUGUGGAUUCUUCGCCGAGUUCUCCGGCAACCCCAUGAUGAAGUACUUCCUCCAGACGCAGGUGCAGCUGAGCGACGUCAUCGCAUGUCCUGUUCGCGCGGGAAACUACUCACUGAAGAAUGUGAGGGCCAAGGAAAUCUAUCCGCAGAAUCUGCAGAACGGAACCUACAAGUUUUUCGUGGAGGUAAUUGAGGCAACGGCCGAAAAGGUCUUUGCCCUGCAGGUGACCACCGAGAUCCGGAUUCCAAGUGGCCCCGAAUAA
Molecule: messenger RNA, 588 nt
Organism: Drosophila gunungcola (fruit fly)
Lineage: Eukaryota; Metazoa; Arthropoda; Insecta; Diptera; Drosophilidae
Exons: 2
Coding region: 1-588 (195 amino acids)
Source: RefSeq, a predicted model, not a curated record